AUGGUAGCCCGUAUCCAUGAUACAUAUUAUGAUGCUAAGGCAACCCUGUUAUCAGAAGCCGACAUCAAGGAAAUUAGAGAAUCCAGAGGUAGGAUACCCAAUGCAACACAAAAAAUGGCUAGUAAAUUUCAUAUCGGACCUAAGCGUGUUUAUGAAAUAUGGGAUAACAAAGAACGCCUUCAGCAAGGGGUGGUCCCAGAGGGAGUAGUUAUUUCAUCUUCCUCCGGUCAGCCUGUUUUGGACGAGAAUUCCCAGACUGAUAAGAUAGAACAGACUGAGUCAAAUAUACAUGGCCAAAAUACAUCCCCCUUUGCAGAACUGGAAAAAAAUAUACGUGAUGCUAAGGUUGAGUCUAGCAAAUCUACCGAUUCAGCUUUAGAAAAAGGAGGCAGUAAGGCGAAAAAGACUGGAGGAAAGAAAUCGAAGUCCAAGUCCACGUUAGUAGAGCUAACACCAUCUAGUAUUCAGACUCAGCCAAUCCAGACUUCAAAGAAGGAUAUAAAUAAUGUAAAUUUGGAUGCAUCAUAUGAGAAGAUGGUCUAA
Rhizophagus irregularis DAOM 181602=DAOM 197198 is the source of this 543-nucleotide messenger RNA. RefSeq lists its product as uncharacterized. Lineage: Eukaryota; Fungi; Glomeromycota; Glomeromycetes; Glomerales; Glomeraceae. The record is from RefSeq and is a predicted model, not a curated record.